Messenger RNA from Sapajus apella (tufted capuchin), 5020 nucleotides. RefSeq names its product NOVA alternative splicing regulator 2 (gene NOVA2). Gene Ontology annotation, biological process: regulation of alternative mRNA splicing, via spliceosome; mRNA splicing, via spliceosome. Gene Ontology annotation, molecular function: mRNA binding. Gene Ontology annotation, cellular component: cytoplasm; nucleus. The record is from RefSeq and is a predicted model, not a curated record. NCBI's taxonomy places the organism in Eukaryota, Metazoa, Chordata, Mammalia, Primates, Cebidae. The transcript is spliced from 4 exons. The coding region runs from base 62 to 1540 and encodes 492 amino acids.
CCUCCGCCGCCGCCGCCGCAGCCGCCGCAGCAGCAGCAGCCGCCGCCCCAGGCCCCCCCCCAUGGAGCCCGAGGCCCCGGAUUCCCGCAAGAGGCCCCUCGAAACGCCCCCCGAGGUGGUCUGCACCAAGCGCAGCAACACGGGAGAGGAAGGCGAAUACUUCCUGAAGGUGCUGAUCCCCAGCUACGCGGCGGGCUCCAUCAUUGGCAAGGGCGGGCAGACCAUCGUGCAGCUGCAGAAGGAGACAGGAGCCACCAUCAAGCUCUCCAAGUCCAAAGACUUCUACCCCGGAACCACAGAGCGGGUAUGCCUAGUACAGGGCACGGCAGAGGCCUUGAAUGCUGUGCACAGCUUUAUUGCCGAGAAGGUCCGAGAAAUCCCACAAGCGAUGACCAAGCCUGAGGUGGUCAACAUCCUUCAACCCCAAACCACGAUGAACCCCGACAGAGCCAAGCAGGCCAAGCUGAUCGUCCCUAACAGCACGGCGGGCCUGAUCAUCGGCAAGGGGGGCGCCACGGUGAAAGCCGUGAUGGAACAGUCAGGGGCGUGGGUGCAGUUGUCCCAGAAGCCAGAGGGCAUCAACCUGCAGGAGCGCGUGGUGACAGUCAGCGGCGAGCCCGAGCAGGUGCACAAGGCCGUGAGCGCCAUCGUGCAGAAGGUACAAGAAGACCCCCAGAGCAGCAGCUGCCUCAACAUCAGCUACGCCAACGUGGCUGGCCCGGUGGCCAACUCCAAUCCCACCGGCUCUCCGUAUGCCAGCCCCGCGGAUGUGCUGCCCGCCGCAGCCGCAGCCUCGGCCGCCGCCGCCUCCGGCCUGCUGGGCCCCGCCGGGCUGGCGGGCGUGGGGGCCUUUCCCGCCGCGCUGCCCGCCUUCUCGGGCACCGACCUGCUGGCCAUCAGCACGGCGCUUAACACGCUGGCCAGUUACGGCUACAACACCAACUCCCUGGGCCUGGGCCUCAACUCUGCCGCGGCCUCCGGCGUCCUGGCCGCUGUGGCCGCUGGGGCCAACCCCGCGGCCGCCGCCGCCGCCAACCUCCUGGCAUCCUACGCGGGCGAGGCCGGGGCCGGGCCGGCCGGAGGAGCCGCCCCGCCGCCGCCCCCACCUCCCGGAGCCCUGGGAUCCUUUGCGUUGGCCGCGGCCGCCAAUGGCUACCUCGGGGCCGGGGCGGGCGGAGGGGCGGGCGGAGGGGGCGGCCCGCUGGUGGCCGCUGCCGCCGCGGCAGGGGCGGCCGGGGGCUUCCUGACGGCGGAGAAGCUGGCGGCUGAGAGUGCCAAGGAGCUGGUGGAGAUUGCGGUGCCUGAGAACCUGGUGGGAGCCAUCCUGGGGAAGGGGGGCAAGACGUUGGUGGAGUACCAGGAGCUGACGGGCGCCCGCAUCCAGAUCUCCAAGAAGGGCGAGUUCCUGCCAGGCACGCGGAACCGGCGGGUCACCAUCACGGGCAGCCCCGCGGCCACGCAAGCCGCUCAAUACCUCAUCAGUCAGCGGGUCACCUACGAGCAGGGAGUGAGGGCCUCAAACCCCCAGAAAGUGGGAUGAGGCCUGUGGUGUGUGCUCCCACCCUUCUCCCUCCUCCCACCUCCCCCUUCUCCUCCCUCUCCUCCUUCCCCCCAACUCCUGACCUCAGCUUGGUGUAGUCCUGCUCCUUUUGGGAUGGGGCUGGGGUAGGCCCGACUGCACCCUCCCCUUCUGGUAGUCAUAGGCAGGAUUGAGUGACGGUUGGGAAGGGGGCUCAGAAGCCCCCUCCCCAGCCCGGAACUGACCCCUCCUUCCUCCCUCCCUGUGCUUGGCUGGGCCUGACCCUUCCCGUCCCAGGGCCCAGGUCUGUGUGAUAUCUGUAUAUAUUGCAUUUUGUUGAUUUUAAUAGAAAACAAAGCGUUAUUUUCUCUUUCUUUCCCUCCUUUUUUUUUCUUUUUUUGAUAAGGAUUUUUCCCCCCUUAUAAGUUUUUGCUUUCACAUGGGAGGAGGGGAGGGAGCCUCCGGGUCAUCCAGAAUGAGGGGCCUCCCCAAAACACAACACCCCACCUCUCUGCUUUCAGUUCUAGAUCUGAGGGAAGCCAUGGGAGUAGAGGUAGCAGAGGCGUCUGAGGUGAAAUGGGGCAUCUGGAACAGGGACCCCAGAGUUCCCAGAUCUUCUCAGCUACUCUCCUCCCACUGGAGUUGUCCCUCCUAGGUGGGAAUGUUCACUCUUUUGUUGUCAGGUUGUAUGGGGGGCAGGGACGGUGCUGCUGGGAAGGAUGCCAGCUCUGGGAUUGGGCCUGUCCUGUGGGCAAGACUCAUGAGAGGCUGGAUGAACUUGUUGUGGCAUCUCUGAUGGCUUUUCCUAGAGUAAUGGCAAUGAGGGUCUCUGUUGUGAUGUCACUGAGUACUUUCUGGGGUGCUUCUGGGUGCUCCUUAUGAUGUCACAGGAAGCAGUUCCUCAGAGAUUACUUCCUGUGAGCAUAAGAGGGCAGGUACUUCCUGUGAUGUCUCAAUGAGCUCUUCCUUGAAGGUCACUUCGGUGAUAUCAUGGGAAGAUGUACUUUGGGUGGUGCCUAGAGGUUACUUCCUAUGAUGUCAUUAGGCUGAAGCAUGUACUUCCUGUAUUGGACAGUGACCAGUCUCUGACCUGCCUUCUCCCUCCACACCCCUCUUUGGUGGGUGUUGGCCUGGGGGGGGGUCUUCCUUGGAAGAGAAUAAAGCAUGGGACUUGGAUCCAAUCUGGAGGACUCUAAGGAAAAAAACCCAAUAUUGUCAGGGUCAUCUCCAUUCAAACAUGCCAAGUCUGUGAACUCACCCUGGAGGGAGGGAUGGGAGAUGGACCUAGUGCAAACUACUGUUAAAGCGCCCCCUUCCCACCCCCGCCUUUUGUGUGCAUGCCUGUGUCUGCGUGGCUUUGUUUCAUUGAAUCGGGUGAGCCAAAUGUAUGGUGGCUCUGUCAGGCCAGUGUGGCCCGGUAUAGAGUUCAGUGAGCCGUGGUAGGGUCCCUUGGGCCGGAAUGCUUUGUGUGGUCUGAUACAUUAGGUUGAUUUAGUAGCUUCCAGCAAGCUGGCAUACUUUGGUGAUGUCUGAUGGAUCAGAAGGUUUUGGUGUGCUCACCAGGGGCUCUGGAGAAGUAGAAUGUUCUGAUGGAGUCUGACAAGCCAGAAGGCCUUGAGAGUUCGUUUGAGAGUGGCUCCCUGAGUGCUGUGGCUGUGGUCAGCUCUAAGGACCUAUUGGCAGACUGAGAUUUCAGGGCCUGACAACCCUGUAGACUAGGAUAGCUGAGACCUCCCUCUACCCCACCCAUCUCCCCCUCCUCCUGGGAGACCACCUCCACUUUCUCCAACCCAAAGCAGGGCACCCGGUGCCCUGGUUCCAUCAUCAGCAUCUCUGGGGGAGGGGCACCCCAUGCCCACCCUCUCCCCCAUUUGUCCCCCUCCUAGGUCUUCCAGACCCUUCUCUUCUCCAUGGCUUUGGGGGAAAUCCAGCCUCCUCGUCUCUCUCCUAAAAAAGGAGGGAAGGAAAGCCACAGAGACAAUUCCUGCCCCUAAAGCCUAGGAGAUCCCUCCCCCUUGCUAGAGAGCCACCCCCAAAUCAAAAUGUGAAAAUCCCUAGAAAGCAAUAGCCUUUAAGGUACCUUGCACUGAAUUUCCCACCCCGGCCCUUCCACCUGAUGGGGGCUGUAGCUUGGGCACUGGGGUGAUUUUUUCCAUGCCCUGUCAUCUCUAGGGUGGGGGGCAGGCCCCACUUCCUCCUCCCUUAUCCCCCACUUCCCAUCAUUGUCGCCCCACCCCUAAUCUCCAGACUGAACCCAGAUGGAGAUCUGAGUGCCAAAACAAUUCUUGAUGUAACUUUGUACAUAUCUUCUACUACCGUUGGGAGCUCUUGGGGUUAGAGGUGGGGGUGGCUCUAUGGGCCAUUGCUCCCCUCCACCUCUCAAAAGACCUUACAGUAUUUCACAGUAUCUCUACCCGCACGCGAAUAUUACAGCAUCUAGCUAGAGUAUCCCCCUAUAGCCCCCCAGGCCCCUAUGAGGAGGGAAAGGAGCCAGGGAGAGGUGAAAUAAGGUCUGGGAGUGGGGAGGUGGGAUCUGAAUGAGCUCAUUUGCAUAUCAUUUGCAUCCUCUGCUUGGCAGCCGCUUUCUACAAACCCAUUCGCUGGAGUCCGGGUCCCAAUCAGCCGGGUCCAGGACUCCUCUCACACAGACACGUAUCUGGAGGCUGGGCCUCCUGAAAAGUGUUUGCUUGGGGUGUCUGUGUAACAACCCCUCCCUGUUCAUAUUUCUUGGGGACCCCCUACCCAGCCAGCCAGGGCUAUCUGAAAGGUAUAGUUUGCUAGCUCAGUGAGCUAGUUGCGCUCACCAUGUUGGUGAGUGGAGAGCCACACACCUUUCCCUAUUUUAUCUUCACUCCACCAUCUUUGCCAUCCCUUGAAAGUCCCUUCUGCAAUCUGACCUCAAUCUUUUGUGCUGCAGUUUGUCCAGAGGGGGCACAGAUGUGGGGCCAGGGAUGGGGAUCAUUGACAAACCCAUCACCUCUUUUUUUUUUUUCCUCUCUCCCUAUUAGCCAAUCAGAUUUCAGAGUCCCUGAGUGGCCUCCUUGCACCCUGCUCUUCAGCACCCAGUAGGUGCUUAAUAAGUGUUUGCUGCAUUGAAUUGUCUCCUGAUUCCUUCUCAUUUGCCCUUUAGCUUCCCAUACCUUCCCCAAGUGUUUUCCUCCCUCUGUCUGGCUCCCUAUGACUUUCUGAAAAUCUUUUUUCUCUAUGUGGUUCCCAUUGUUUUCUGUCCUGUCUCUAUCUUUGUCUCUGUCUGUCUUCCUCCUCUCCUCAACUGUCUCAACUCUCUCUCCCCAAUUUCCCCAUUUAAAAGAAAAAAAAAGUGCCAAACUUCCUUGGAACUGAGCCGCUCUGGGGGGAGAGGACCUUGGAUAGAGGGGAGGAAAUGGGACCACUUCUCUUUGAGGAGGUCCCUAAGAGGCAUUGAAAAAGUGUGGACAUGGAGCUAAAUUGGGUCCCCUUCCACAGCCCUCCCACCCUGAGUUUUUCUUAGAAUCUUUGUAA